Molecule: messenger RNA, 1782 nt
Organism: Rana temporaria (common frog)
Lineage: Eukaryota; Metazoa; Chordata; Amphibia; Anura; Ranidae
Product: serine/arginine repetitive matrix protein 1-like
Exons: 2
Coding region: 1-1782 (593 amino acids)
Source: RefSeq, a predicted model, not a curated record
AUGCAAUUCCUGAAUAAAGCUUUGGACCCUUUCACGAGAUCCCUGUACCCCAAAACCUACCAAUCAGGGAGAAGAAACACGGCCACCCCAAAACCUACCGAUCAGGGAGAAGAAACACGGCCACCCCAAAACCUACCGAUCAGGGAGAAGAAACACGGCCACCCCAAAACGUACCGAAGAGGGAGAAGAAACACGGCCACCCCAAAACCUACCGAUCAGGAAGAGGAAACACGGGCACCCCAAAACGUACUGAGGGAGAAGAAACACGGGCACCCCAAAACCUACCGAAGAGGGAGAAGAAACACGGCCAACCCCAAAACCUACCAAUCAGGGAGAAGAAACACGGCCACCCCAAAACCUACCGAUCAGGAAGAGGAAACACGGGCACCCCAAAACGUACUGAGGGAGAAGAAACACGGGCACCCCAAAACCUACCGAAGAGGGAGAAGAAACACGGCCACCCCAAAACGUACCGAAGAGGGAGAAGAAACACGGCCACCCCAAAACCUACCGAAGAGGGAGAAGAAACACGGCCAACCCCAAAACCUACCAAUCAGGGAGAAGAAACACGGUCAACCCCAAAACCUACCAAUCAGGGAGAAGAAACACGGCCAACCCCAAAACCUACCAAUCAGGGAGAAGAAACACGGCCACCCAAAACCUACCGAUCAGGGAGAAGAAACACGGCCAACCCCAAAACCUACCAAUCAGGGAGAAGAAACACUGCCACCCCAAAACCUACCAAUCAGGGAGAAGAAAAAACGGCCACCCCAAAACCUACCAAUCAGGGAGAAGAAACACAACCACCCCAAAAACGUACCGAAGAGGGAGAAGAAACACGGCCACCCCAAAACCUACCAAUCAGGGAGAAGAAACACGGCCAGCCCCAAAACCUACCAAUCAGGGAGAAGAAACAUGGCCACCCAAAACCUACUGAAGAGGGAGAAGAAACACGGCCAACCCAAAACCUACCAAUCAGGGAGAAGAAACACGGCCAACCCAAAACCUACCGAAGAGGGAGAAGAAACACGGCCAGCCCCAAAACCUACCAAUCAGGGAGAAGAAACACGGCCACCCCAAAACCUACCGAAGAGGGAGAAGAAACACGGCCAGCCCCAAAACCUACCAAUCAGGGAGAAGAAACACGGCCACCCCAAAACCUACCGAAGAGGGAGAAGAAACACGGCCACCCCAAAACCUACCGAAGAGGGAGAAGAAACACGGCCACCCCAAAACCUACCGAAGAGGGAGAAGAAACACAACCACCCCAAAAACGUACCGAAGAGGGAGAAGAAACACGGCCACCCCAAAACCUACCAAUCAGGGAGAAGAAACACGGCCACCCCAAAACCUACCGAAGAGGGAGAAGAAACACGGCCAACCCCAAAACCUACCAAUCAGGGAGAAGAAACACAACCACCCCAAAAACGUACCGAAGAGGGAGAAGAAACACGGCCACCCCAAAACCUACCAAUCAGGGAGAAGAAACACGGCCACCCCAAAACGUACCGAAGAGGGAGAAGAAACACGGCCACCCCAAAACCUACCGAAGAGGGAGAAGAAACACGGCCACCCCAAAACCUACCGAAGAGGGAGAAGAAACACGGCCACCCCAAAACCUACCGAAGAGGGAGACCCAUUGAGAGCCACCUCAGAAGGAGCCCUUACAAGAAAAAAAUUAAUAAAAUUGCAGCCAAAAAUUUAAAAGGGCCGGCUGAGACCUUUUUCUCCCAGAUUAAGAGUGUGGAUCAGAUCCUUUAUCUAGAGAAAAUGGAAAUCUAG